Penicillium riverlandense is the source of this 1686-nucleotide messenger RNA. RefSeq names its product AGC family serine/threonine-protein kinase. Bases 1 to 1686 code for a protein of 561 amino acids. The record is from RefSeq and is a predicted model, not a curated record. Gene Ontology annotation, biological process: protein phosphorylation. Lineage: Eukaryota; Fungi; Ascomycota; Eurotiomycetes; Eurotiales; Aspergillaceae. Gene Ontology annotation, molecular function: protein serine/threonine kinase activity; ATP binding. The transcript has a single exon.
AUGCCUUCUUCGGAUACCCACGAGGACCUGUCCGUUGCGGACGUGUUCAGCCCGCAAGCCGAUAGCAUCCAGCCUUCCAUCGACCUUCCAGCCAAUCACCACGUUCCCGAUGUGCACGGGAUGAGCGAUCGCGGUGUCUCGCCUCGAAAGAUGACCAACGAGCUGCUGGCUAAGCCGCAGCGCCGCAAGAAAAAGAAGAAGCAGGCUGACCUAGCUCGCUCGACCGUACGGGGGUUUACUCCCAUGGCAUCCGGGGACGAGGAUUCGGACUUUUCAGCCACCAGCUCCCGCGCCGCCGAUUCGCGGCCUACCACCGCUCUUGGCCAGGCAUCUGCGGGCCAUGGGGUGAGCGCAUUGAAGCUUCAACUCGAUUCUCUCAGUCUUUCUGGAAACAACCGUCCCAACGGAGUCGGCUCUAAAACUCCCAGCAACGCGAGUGUCUAUUCCGACAGCGACCAGACCGAGGUUCUGACCAGUUACGAAGUUCCUCUGGACCAUGACUUUGUCAGUGCCGAUGCUGCCGCCCAGGAAAAGUCCGAGCCUGCCGGUGCUGUCGAUAUGCGCAGCCAGCUGUGCCGGAAGAUGACGGCCCAUGACUUUGAGCCGCUCCUCUGUCUGGGCAAAGGCUCUUUCGGAACGGUUCUGCUCGUUCGCCAUGCCGUCACGGGAAAGCUGUACGCCCAGAAGCAGUUCCGCAAGGCAUCUCUCACUGUGCACAAGAAACUCGUGGAGCAGACCAAGACGGAGCGCAUGAUUCUGGAGAGUGUCAACCGCCACCCGUUCGUGGUCAAGCUGUUCUAUGCCUUCCAGGACCACGAGAAGCUCUAUCUGAUCCUGGAAUACGCGCAGGGCGGGGAGUUGUUCACCCAUCUUGCCAUGGAGCGUAUGUUCGAUGAAGAUGCGGCGGCCUUCUACAUGGCGGAGAUGGUUCUCGCUCUCGAACACCUGCACCAGAACGUCGGCGUGCUGUACCGCGACCUCAAGCCCGAAAACUGCCUCUUGGAUCGACAGGGCCAUCUGCUCCUCACAGACUUUGGCCUCAGCAAGAUCGCCGUCAGCGACGACGACCGCUGCAACUCUUCCCUCGGAACAAUCGAGUACAUGGCUCCCGAGGUAAUCCAGGCAAAGCCCUACGGCAAAGCCUGCGACUGGUGGUCUCUCGGCGCACUGGGCUAUGACCUCUUAACCGGCUCGCCGCCUUUCCGCGCGAACAACCACUCAAAGCUGCAAGAGAAAAUCAUCAAGCAGAAGCUCGUCCUGCCCUACUUCCUCGGCCCGGACGCCAAAGAUCUCCUCACCCGUCUCAUGCGCAAGGACCCCGCCAAACGCCUGGGCUACCACAUGCCCAAGGACCUGGUGACAAUCAAGAAACACCGCUUCUUCCGCAAAAUCGACUGGGCUGCCCUCGAGCGUCGCGAUCUCGACCCGCCCAUUCAACCCGUCGUCACGGACCCUGCUCUCGCGGAGAACUUUUCUGCGGAUUUCAUCCACCUCCCGCUCAGCCCGACUGUUACCUCGGCCGGCUUCGAUGAACUGUAUGCUUCUGCGAAUGGCCGUGUUUCUUCGUCGUGCGGCGGACCGGACCAUCCCCAUUCGGGCGAGGGCGAUCCCUUUGGCGGAUUCAGUUUCGUUGCUUCGAGCAGUCUGCUGGAUCAUGGACAAGGUGUGAUGACUGCGGGUUAUUGA